AUGGCUCACUCAAAGGCUCUCUUAGUGCUGGAAAACUUUAUAGGUGGCAAAUUUGUUCCUUGUUCCUCCUACAUAGACUCCUAUAAUCCAUCUACUGGAGAUGUUUAUUGCAGGGUGCCAGACAGUGGCAAAGAAGAGGUGGAACUUGCUGUCAAAGCUGCCAAAGCUGCUUUCCCGAUGUGGUCCUCAAAAAGUCCAUUGGAAAGAUCUCAGAUCCUGAACAAACUGGCAGACCUUAUUGAACAUGACCUGGAAGAAUUUGCACAAGCAGAGUCAAAGGAUCAGGGAAAAACAAUUACAUUUGCUAGAACCAUCGACAUCCCUCGGGCCGUGUACAACUUCCGCUUCUUUGCCUCAUCUGUCCUUCAUCACACGACAGAGUGCUCCGAGAUGACAACUGUGGGCUGUGUGCAUUACACCCUGAGGACACCUGUGGGAGUUGCUGGUUUAAUCAGUCCCUGGAAUUUGCCACUGUAUUUGUUGACCUGGAAAAUAGCUCCUGCCAUUGCAUGUGGAAAUACUGUGGUUGCCAAGCCGAGUGAGAUGACAUCUGUCACUGCUUGGAUGAUGUGCAAGCUCUUGGAGAAAGCAGGGAUACCCCCUGGGGUGGUGAAUGUGGUGUUUGGAACAGGCAGCAAGGCAGGAGAAGCCUUGGUCUGCCACCCUGAUGUGCCUGUGAUCUCUUUCACGGGAAGCACGCUGACAGCCCAGCGGAUCACAGAGAAAAGCGCUCCGCACUGCAAACGCCUUUCGCUGGAACUGGGAGGGAAAAACCCUGCGAUCGUCUUCGAUGAUGCUGACCUGACGCAGUGCAUCCCCACGACCGUCAGGUCCAGCUUUGCCAACCAGGGUGAGAUCUGUCUCUGCACCUCCAGGAUCUUUGUUCAGAGGGGCAUAUAUGAUGAAUUUGUGAAGAGGUUUGUGGCAGAGGCUAAGAAGUGGAAGGUUGGGAACCCCUCAGAUCCUACAGUCAACAUGGGAGCACUAAUAAGUAAAGAACAUCUAGAAAAGGUAAAGAACUAUGUGAAGAAAGCCCAAGCUGAAGGAGCCAGAGUCCUGUGUGGAGAGGGAGUGGAUUCCUUGGUUCUUCUAGCUGACAACCGGAAAGGCUAUUUCAUGUUGCCCACAGUUAUUGCUGAAGUCAAGGAUGAAUCUAAGUGCAUGCAAGAAGAGAUAUUUGGUCCUGUGACAUGUGUGGUAGCAUUUGAUACAGAAGAAGAAGUGAUUGAAAGAGCUAACUGUGUGAAAUAUGGCUUGGCAGCCACUGUGUGGUCCAGCAAUGUGGGACGUGUUCAUCGUGUGGCACGAAAGCUACAGUCUGGAUUGGUGUGGACUAACUGCUGGCUGGUUAGAGAUCUGAACUUGCCAUUUGGUGGGAUGAAAGCCUCAGGCAUAGGAAGGGAGGGAGCAAAGGAUUCCUAUGAAUUCUUCACUGAGGUCAAAACCAUCACAAUUAAGCACUGA
Indicator indicator is the source of this 1464-nucleotide messenger RNA. RefSeq names its product aldehyde dehydrogenase 8 family member A1 (gene ALDH8A1). Gene Ontology annotation, biological process: retinoic acid metabolic process. Gene Ontology annotation, molecular function: retinal dehydrogenase (NAD+) activity. The transcript is spliced from 7 exons. NCBI's taxonomy places the organism in Eukaryota, Metazoa, Chordata, Aves, Piciformes, Indicatoridae. The coding region runs from base 1 to 1464 and encodes 487 amino acids. The record is from RefSeq and is a predicted model, not a curated record.